Molecule: messenger RNA, 1844 nt
Organism: Lobosporangium transversale
Lineage: Eukaryota; Fungi; Mortierellomycota; Mortierellomycetes; Mortierellales; Mortierellaceae
Product: UTP--glucose-1-phosphate uridylyltransferase family
Exons: 4
Coding region: 224-1747 (507 amino acids)
Biological process (GO): UDP-alpha-D-glucose metabolic process; glycogen metabolic process
Cellular component (GO): cytoplasm
Molecular function (GO): UTP:glucose-1-phosphate uridylyltransferase activity
Source: RefSeq, a predicted model, not a curated record
UGCACAAGGGCCACCUUGAUCACAGCGCGAGAGUGUUUAAGACUGUUUCUCUCAUUGUCCAUUCGUUCCAUUUCCAUCGCCCCAUUCCUUCCUUUCUCUCUUUCUCACUUUCUCUCUCUCUUUCUCUCUUUCUCUCUUUCUCCUUUUUUCUUCUUUCAACUUUCUUCUUUACAUCUUAUUCAUUCCUCACCUUUUUUUUUAUAACCCAUCACCAACAAAAGCCAUGUCAACUUUAGCUCCCACACAAGGCAACAACACUGGCAAGCAGCCUCACCAUCCCCAUACCCUUUCUACCUUGGACUUCCAAGGCGCCAGCGGUGCAGCAGCUGCCAGCGCUAUACGCACUGAACUCAACCGCUUGAUUUCUCAGGUCAAGGAUGAGAAGGAGAGACAGCUUUUCCAAAAUGAGAUGGGUAGCUUCUUCUUGCUCUUCAACCGUUGGCUAGGUGAGCGUAGCAAGGGCACAAAGAUCAAUUGGGACAAGGUCAAGUCGCCUCCAGCGGACCAGAUCGUCCCCUAUGACAAUAUUCCCAAGGUCGAGUCCAGCCCCCAUCUCAAUAAGCUUGCUGUUCUCAAGCUCAACGGAGGCCUUGGUACCACCAUGGGUUGUGUAGGCCCCAAGAGCGCUAUUGAGGUCCGUGAUGGGAUGACCUUCUUGGAUCUUAGCGUUCGUCAGAUCGAGUAUCUGAACAAGGCCAAGAAUGUCAAUGUGCCCUUCAUCCUCAUGAAUUCAUUCAACACAGACGAAGAGACCAAGCGUAUUGUUCAAAAGUACGCCACCCACAACAUUGAGAUUCUGACUUUUAACCAGUCCAGAUAUCCUCGUGUCAACAAGGAUUCACUUUUACCCUCUCCUCGCCAUCCCCACAGCGAUAUUGCUGAUUGGUACCCCCCUGGUCACGGAGAUUUGUUCGACUCGCUUACUAACUCAGGACUUUUGGACCAGCUAAUUGAGGAUGGCAAGGAAUACCUCUUUGUGUCCAACGUUGACAACUUGGGAGCCACUGUUGAUGAGGGCAUCUUGAAUCACAUGGUCGAGUCUGGUGCAGAGUUUUUGAUGGAAGUCACAGACAAAACUCGUGCUGACAUUAAAGGAGGUACGCUGAUCGAUUAUGAGGGCUCGAUCCGCCUUCUCGAAAUCGCACAGGUCCCUUCCGAGCACGUCGAAGAUUUCAAGAGUAUCAAGAAGUUCAAGAUCUUCAACACUAACAACUUGUGGGUCAACUUGAAGGCAAUUAAGCGUGUGGUUGAGAACAACGAGUUGAGUCUGGAGGUGAUUGUCAAUAACAAGACUACAGAAUCUGGGGAAAAGGUUAUUCAGUUGGAGACUGCUGUUGGUGCAGGUAUCAAGCAUUUCCACAACGCCCACGGUGUGAAUGUACCUCGUAGCCGCUUCUUGCCCGUCAAGUCAACUUCAGAUCUGUUCUUGGUCACCUCUGACCUGUACUCUCUCAACCAUGGUGAACUCUCGAUCAAUCCUAAGCGCAUGUUCAACACUGUUCCUCUUGUCAAGUUGGGAGAUCACUUCAAGAAGGUUAACAACUUUUUGUCUCGAUUCAACAACCCACCGCAUAUUCUGGAGCUAGACCAUCUAACGGUCACAGGCGAUGUAACAUUCGGGUCAGAUGUUGUUCUCAAAGGAACUGUUAUUAUUGUUGCUAAUGCUGGAUCUCAUAUCGACAUUCCUUCUGGCAGUAUCCUUGAGAACAAGGUCGUAUCUGGAAAUCUUCACAUCCUUGAUCAUUAAGAGAUAUUUCCCAUUUCAAUCCGAUGAAGCAUUAUGUAGCAUGGUAUCGCUUCUUUAUAUUUGAAUAAAAUAUCUAACAUAGGCAAGUCUUUCUGAA